AUGGAUAAAAAUCGUUUAACAAAAGUCAAUAAUACAAAUCAUACUAUCAAUAGUAUAAAUAAUCAGUAUUAUACAUCAUCACCAACUAUAGUAACAAUACCAAAUGAUGAUACGAACAUACAUGAAACGGAUCGUUUUAUAAAUGAACGUGCAUCAUCAAAUGUUAUAUCUGAUUUACCACGUUCACGUAAUCUUGAAGAAGCAGAUGAAAGUGAACUACCAUUUCCUGGUUUUGUUGAUCAAGUCUUUUAUUGUCUUAAACAAACAACAACACCACGUUAUCAAUGUUUACGACUAAUAACAUGGCCAUGGUUUGAACGUAUAAGUAUGAUAGUUAUUAUACUUAAUUGUAUAACACUUGGUAUGUAUCAACCAUGUGCACAUCAUACGGGUUCCCAAUUAACUAAAAAAUGUGAUACACCACGUUGUAUAUGGUUACAAGCAACAGAUUAUUUUAUUUUUGGAUUUUUUACUAUUGAAAUGUGUAUUAAAAUGACUGCCAUGGGAAUAUAUGGUAAAGGAACCUAUUUAGCGGAAACAUGGAAUAGACUUGAUUGUUUUAUUGUUGUUGCUGGAUUAGUUGAAUCAUUAAUACCAGGUGAUAAUUUAAGUUUAUCAGCUAUUCGUACAGUUCGAGUUCUUCGUCCAUUACGUGCCAUUAAUCGCGUACCAUCCAUGCGUAUAUUAGUCAUGCUUUUACUUGAUACAUUACCAAUGCUUGGAAAUGUGGAUUUUCCAUAUCGGCCUUUUUAUAUUCCACCUGAUCAAGAUUCAUUUGUUUGUUCAAACCCUCAGGCAAGUGGAAUGACAAAAUGUUCAGAAAUUCCUAAAUUACGAAAAGGAAAUAUGACAUGUGAACUUGAUUUUUAUGCAGUACAUGAACAAAUGUUAAAAGAUCCACAUAAAUCAAUAAAUGGUUGUAUUAAUUGGAAUCAAUAUUAUAAAUUUUGUAAUGUAUCGGAUAAAAAUCCUUAUUCGGGUUCGAUCAGUUUUGAUAAUAUUGGUUUAGCAUGGGUUGUUAUAUUUCAAAUAAUUAGUCUUGAGAGUUGGGUUAAUAUCAUGUAUUAUAUACAAGAUGCUCAUUCAUUCUGGGACUGGAUUUAUUUUGUUUUUCUUAUUAUAAUUGGUUCAUUUUUUAUGAUUAAUUUAUGUCUUGUUGUUAUUGCAACACAAUUUAGUGAGACAAAAAAAACGUGA
This is a messenger RNA of Adineta steineri, 1197 nucleotides long. The record is from the annotation of a GenBank genome assembly. Lineage: Eukaryota; Metazoa; Rotifera; Eurotatoria; Adinetida; Adinetidae.